Messenger RNA from Pogona vitticeps (central bearded dragon), 2998 nucleotides. RefSeq names its product abhydrolase domain containing 15 (gene ABHD15). Gene Ontology annotation, biological process: lipid metabolic process. The record is from RefSeq and is a predicted model, not a curated record. NCBI's taxonomy places the organism in Eukaryota, Metazoa, Chordata, Lepidosauria, Squamata, Agamidae. Gene Ontology annotation, molecular function: monoacylglycerol lipase activity; short-chain carboxylesterase activity.
ACUUUUUUCAAAAAAACUGUUACGUGGUUGUGUUGCGCAUGUUUGGGGAUUUCUGGGGAACCUUCUUUUUUUUGGGGGGGGAGAAUGCCUUUUGCUGCUCACCCCAGGCAGCAGAAAGGCUUGGAUCAGCCCGGCAAGGAAGAACCCCCUCUGGACGGACACUCUUUGCUGGCUCCCAGGGCAGGGCGCCAAGGAGAGGGCACACAAAGGGUUGCCAGAUUGCUUCAUCCUGACUUCGUAGGCGCAGGACAAAGAAUGCGCCGCCGGGGCCCCUGUGUGCCAAACCAGCUGCUUUUGUUCCCUUGGGGCACAGGCGUGUGCACACACACACACACACAAAGAUCGAAAAAACAAACCCCGGACUCGCUGGCUCGGGUAGUGAAGAAAGGAAGCCAAAGUGAACUCUAGCCCAGCCGCUGAAGCCCCGGUCUGGGCCUCUGGCAGGAAGCGGAAGAGUUAAACCGCCGGCAAAACAACAACACCCAUCCCCUCGAGGAAAGCCCCCACCCCUGGACCCAGCCCUCGGCACCCACCCCAGCAACCUUCCGACAAAUGACUUAUUUGCUGAGUAACCAAGCACCGUUGACGGCACGGGUGGAAUAACCAGCAGGGAGAUCUGGAGAAGGCGCUCCGUGCUCAAACAAUUUCCGAUGAGGAUCCCCCGGGCUCAAGGCAGAAGCCAUGGGUCUGUGGAUGCUGGGGUUUGCCAUCCUUGGCCUCCUUGUGGCGUGGGGGCUCAGGAAAUGCCCUUGGAUUGCCAGCAGGCCCCCCGGUGACAGGCGAGGGACCCCCGAGGAGGGUGCCGGUGGCUCUGGCACAGGGUCAAGGGGCCCCACCGUGGGCAGCUGCCAGCUGGUCGGCAAGCCCUCGGCUCUGGCCCAGGUGUUGCUCAAGAACUUCUGCCAGCUGGCCUGUCUGGAAGCCGGCGGUUGGUCCUGGAAAGCUUGGCCGAAUUUACAGACUGUGGUGCAGUUCCUGUGGCCACCGGAUCGGCCGCUGGAAUUUGCCCGAGAUCACCUCCAGCUCUCUGACAAAGGCCUCGUCGCUCUGGAUUGGGUGGUUGGGCCUCUUUCCGGCAAGGCCAAGGCGGCAGCUCCCGGGCUGGACGCGGCGGUGCUGGUGGUGGUCCCCAACGCCACCGGCAAGAUCACCAGGAACCUCCACCAGCUCUGCCAGCUGGCCCUCCGGGAAGGCUGCUACCCCGUGAUCUUCAAUCGGCGCGGGCACAACGGAUGCCCGCUCACCACCUCAAAGCUGCAGCCUUUCGGCGACCCGGCAGACUUGAAGGAGGCCGUGGCGUACCUCCGCUUCCGUCACCCGGCCGCCAUGCUUUUCGCCGUCAGCGAGGGCUCCGGAUCGGGCCUCCUGCUCUCCUACCUGGGCGAAUGUGGCUCCUCCAGCUACUUGAGAGGGGCGGCCUGCCUCUCCCCUUUGCUGAAGGCCCAGGAGUGGUUCGAGAGGGAAACCUCUUGGUGGUACCGCUGGAGCUGCCUCCUCUCCCAGAAAAGAGGGAUCAGCAGGUACGUCAAUGUUCUGAAAGAGGUCACAGAGGUCGACCAGGCCCUCCGUAGCCGUUCGCUCCGGGCCUUCGAGGAAGCCCUGUUCUGUCACGGAAAGGGCCGGAACAUGACUUGGGAAGCCUACUGGGACCGCAACGACCCCCUGAGAGACGUGGACGAGGUGGCCGUGCCGGUCCUGUGCCUCUGCAGCGCGGACGACCCGAUCCGGGGGCCUCCCGAGGACACCAUCCCCUGGGAGCUCUUCCAGAGCAAUCCGUAUUUCUUCUUGCUGCUGAGUCCGCACGGGGGCCACUGCGGGUUUUUCGGGGAGGACGCCGGGACCUCCUGGGGCCACUCGGCCACCCUGGAGUACUUUCGCACCGUGGCGGAGUUUUUCCACACCGAAGAGAGGGUGCACCGGAGGAGUUUGUGUUUGCACCAUCGGCGGCCACACCCGGAGGCCUCACCCCCGGCUCGCCUCCCUCUCCGGGAGACCUUCAGCUGGCAAAGAUCCUACACUCGCUAAGACGCUUCUUGGUGCCCAAGCGAGCCGGGAAUCCUGAAAACAGCAGGGCGGGACAAAGAUGGGGAGAAAUUCUUCUCUGUUAGAAGUGGUUAGAUAGGAGUGCUUAUUUUAGCCGGCUUUUCUGACCCUCGAAUGAACGCAAGGUCAUCGAGCCAAGCCAAUGAGAGGCGUACAAAAGAAAAAGCGGAGUUUUCACACGGCGUAGAGCAAACCAUUAUCUCUGAAAGAUGUCAGAAUUAAUCCUUCCGAUAGCUGUUAAAGAGGGGGUUGUGAGCAUUUCCGGAGGAACCAUUAGUCGCCAUGGUGAGAUGUUGCCUCUCCUGCAAUACCUCUACGCUGCCAGGCCUAGCCGUUUCAGUUUGCUGGGGGCCAUGCGGAUCUGGUCCUACUCUCUGGGCAGGCUUCCCAGCAGGGCUUCGGAUCAGUCUCUGAGGACAUCCGUCUCCUGUGGCCUUUGCUUCGACACAGAAGGGCAUGUUCGAUGCCUCCAGAACCAUAUUUUAUUUUGAAAAGCCAUAUUCUUGCAUUCAGCACAUCAGAGCUUUGUUGACUAGAGUACCUAGGUCUGGAGAGGCAGUUGGGUCUCUCGUCAACGCCAUGCUUCUUUUCCAGCGCAGAGAUAUUUUGCCAAUCUGCCAAGUGCAGGAGAGGUUGGGAAGCAGGCUGUUUGCCGUAAGGUACCCAGAUUUGUGACAGGAACACACGGCCCCUCACUUUUAACCACUGCCCAUUUUGACAGCCUCGGAUUGAUGCUCGCUGGGGUGCUGGAGGCAUCAGGCUCCUUACCCUGGGGAGGCCCCGCGCUGCUCUGCAAAGAUGCUGGAUUUGAUGCCGAUGGAGGAACUUUCUGUUUAGGUGGUGCCUGCGUUUGCAAAUCUGUAGUUUUGGAAAAGGUAGCCGUGCCAGUCUGUGCAAGCGUAUCAGGCAAAAUCCAAACAAGACAAAAACAUGGGGUACCUUAAAGGCUAUUAUA